Cervus elaphus (red deer) is the source of this 2796-nucleotide messenger RNA. RefSeq names its product G protein regulated inducer of neurite outgrowth 2 (gene GPRIN2). Gene Ontology annotation, biological process: neuron projection development. Gene Ontology annotation, cellular component: plasma membrane. NCBI's taxonomy places the organism in Eukaryota, Metazoa, Chordata, Mammalia, Artiodactyla, Cervidae. The record is from RefSeq and is a predicted model, not a curated record. The transcript is spliced from 2 exons. The coding region runs from base 135 to 1496 and encodes 453 amino acids.
GCGGCGUCUUCGGCCCAGGCCAGGUCCAGGUCCGGCUCGGCUCCAUCUUGGGCCGCUGCGCCGAGCACCUGUGGCGGCCACAGGAGCAGCGCUUCCGCCGGCCUCCGCGGCCCCGGGCGGGCAAGAGGGUAGCCAUGAGAUCCAGCCGUCCUGAGCCGGAUGCCCCGGAACCCCUCAGUGCCCGCCCUCAGCCCCUGUCCCGAAGUUCCUCCAGCCUGCUGGGCGAAGGCCGGGGGCAGAGGCCAGAGUAUCACAAGAGGGCCAGCAGCACUGUAUGGCAGGCCCAGCUGGGCGAAGCCAGCCCUGGUGCCCAGGUCCCGGAGGAGGAGGGGCAGCAGGCUGAGCGCAUGCAGCAGGCACGGGCCUCCAGCCCCCAACCGCGGCCCAGUGCCGUGGGCCACUGGCGUAGCAGCACUGUGGGCAACGUGUCCGCCAUGGGCAGUAGUGACCUGUGUUACCCGCGGGACCCCAGCGCCACCGCUGUGCAGAGGAGCCACUCGGACCUGGUUCGCAGCACCCAGAGCCGGGGCCACAGUGGUGCUCGAAAGGCCAGCCUCAGCUGCUCAGUCCUGGGCAGCUCGCCUGUCCAUAGGGCUCGGCUGCAGCCCAGCAGCACCUCUGGCCAGAGUGGCCAGACCCCUGCAGGCUUGGAAAGGGACCUGGCUCCGGAGGACAAGACUUCAAACUCAGCCUGGACACUGAAGAGUCAGGAGGGGGUGCCACCAGCUGCCCUGGGAGGCACAGUGACCCACAGCAGCAGCCCCAAAGCCACCGGCCAGUCGGCCACCACCUCCUGCCAUUCGUUGUCUCCAGCAGCCCUACUCUGUGGCAUGAGGGAGGUGGGGGCCAGCAGUUGCUGCCAUGGCUUGCCUGCCCCAGGGAUUCUGGCCUUUCCCAAACUAGUGACUUCAGUGAGUGAAUCUAGGCUGCAGGCUCAGCAUGGGGUGAAACUCCAGUGUAGGUUUUCUGGGGGGCUUCCUGGGCAUUCCCACUGCUGUGCCCACCCUUGGGGUCCCACCGGGUUAGCCAUGGAGCCUAGUGCCAGGACCAAGGAUAUGUGGACCAUGACCUCAGCAAGUGACUUGGCCCCAGUCUUGGCUUCCCCUCUGUCAGCCCAGGAUGCUGGUGUGCAAGCAGCCCCCAAGGCAGUCUGCAAGGCAGUGGCCACUAGUCCACCUCUGGAAGCCCCCGUGGCCCUGCACAUGUUCCCUGAGGUGACUCUGGAGUCCAGCCUGGCAGAGGCGCCAUCUCCCGUGCGGGACGUACGGUGGGAUGCUGAGGGCAUGACGUGGGAGGUGUAUGGAGCUGCAGUGGACCCGGAGGUGCUUGGUGUGGCCAUCCAGAAGCACCUGGAGAUGCAGUUUGAGCAGCUGCAGCGGGCCCCUGCCAGCGAGGACAGCCUGUCUGCUGAGGGUAGAAGGGGGCCACUUCGAGCUGUCAUGCAGUCCCUGCGGUGCCCCAGCUGCUGUGGCUGCUCCAGUGCAGCCCCUGAGUGAGGAGCUGCAGCCCCUGGAGCUGCCUGGGGUGCAUGGACUCAGCCCCAGGGACAGUUGGGUCCCCAUGCUCUUUGGAUCCACAGGCACCCACCGACAUGUCUCUGUCCUCUGCUGCCUGCAGAUCACAGGACUGCAGUCUGUGGGUUCCCUGCCCCCGGCAGAUGGGCUAGUUUUUAAGGGCUUGAUUCCCAAGAGCCACAUGUGCGCUCUGAACUUUGGGACAGUUUCAACACUGUGCAUAAGGGGGAUCCUGACUUCUCUGUAAAAACUCUUGACCUUCUAUCCAGUCUCUGUUCAGAACUCUGCCAUGAUUUCCCCCAGGCCUCUUUGUGGCUUUAUUUUCACAGCAGUGCUGAGAUACAACAAAUUCCUGACAUAAGAGGUGGGAUCUCAAGUGGCAAGGGCUGUCUAAGUCUUCAGGGAAGGGAACUGACAUUGUCGAGGCUUCCUGUGUGCCACACGCUUGUCAACUCACUCUCCUGAGUCUUCACCAUGUUUUAUAGACAUAACCACAGACAUUUGGCAAGACUGCAGCUGCCAUGCCCAGGUUGGACAGCUCGCGGUGGUGGGCUAAGAGCACAGCCGGGGGCUGGCUGAAGCCUGGAGUGUUUUCCUGCAGCAUGUGGUUGGCAGAGCAGGGCAAUUGUGAACAAGAAUUUAUUGAGCCCAUAUUCAGUGCCAGGUUUUGUGGAUUCCUUGGGGAAGAAGCUGCCUGUGCCCUUGUUGAGCUCACAGUAUGUGGGACGGGAGGGCUCUGAGCAUUAUAGAGGGCUGCAGGGUACUUCUCGGAGCCAACCCCCUGGUAGAUCAUUGUGUUAGGGUCUGGCAAAGGUUAGUGCCCUGCUGAGAGUCACUUGGCAUGAGAAGUUGGAGUCAGGACCCACAUGUAGCCCUGCCCAUGACAUGGUCCUGUUCCUGGGCCCCUUCUGCACCCAGGAUCCCAGAAUCUGACAGCCAGCAUACUCCCCAUCUCCAGGGACCAGUACUCUUGAGGUGGAAAUGGCUCGCAACAGUGGGUUAACUUUUAAAGCAGUAGUGACCACAGGCCAGAGAAACCAGGUGAGAAAGGCAUGUUUCAGGUCAGAAAGCAUCCCAGGACCCAGCAUGGGGCUUCCAUAUUCCAGAAUGUGACUUUCUCACUCCCAGCUGAGGCUGGGUAAGCUGCCACUCGUGCUUGAAAAUGACAGCAGGUCAGAGCUGCUUCUGAGGGUGGGCCUGGGGCAAAGGGGUGGUGUGGUGUGCAGGAGGGGACUUUAUCUCCCUUUUAAAAUGUGAUCAAGCAGGUUGUCAUGCAGUCAUG